GUCGUUCGCCAGACGGACUUAGAAAGUUCUGCCAGCAGCCGCCGCUCCUGCAACCGAUUACUGCUGAAAAUGGCUGGAGGAUUCAAGGAAAGGCUUGGAAUUGCUGACAUAACUGAUAAAAAUGGAAUCUGGAAAUGUCUGCUAGCAGAAUUUAUUGGUACCUUGCUGCUGAACUUCUUUGGUUGUGGAAGUUGUGUAUAUGCUGGUAAUGCACCAGGUGCUAAAUCCAGCCAGGUUCUCAUUGCACUUACAUUUGGUCUGGUCAUCAUGGCAAUUGUGCAGAUUGUGGGGCAUGUGAGUGGAGCACAUGUAAACCCGGCAGUUACUGCUGGCAUGCUUGUAACAGGAAAUAUCACAAUACUUAAAGGGCUGUUGUAUAUAAUAGCUCAGUGUGUAGGAUCCAUCACAGGAAGUGCAAUCUUGAAGGCUCUUACUCCUCCAGAAAAGGCUGGUUCACUUGGUCUGACAAAUGUGGCAGAAAGUGUGACACCUGUGCAAGGCUUUGGUGUUGAAUUUUUCUUGGGCUUUGUCCUGGUCCUGGUUGUAUUUGGUGUCUGUGAUGUCAACAAACCAGAAAGUAAGGGUUUUGCUCCACUCGUUAUUGGAUUGACAAUUGCAAUGGGACAUCUGGCUGCAGUUGAUUAUACUGGAUCAAGUAUGAACCCUGCAAGGACACUUGGAUCGGCUGUCAUUGCCAAUGAAUGGGAGAAUCACUGGGUAUACUGGCUAGGACCAAUCCUAGGUGGUAUUGCUGCUGCUCUGUUAUACAAGAAUGCUUUUGCUGCACCAUCAGCUGAUGUCAACAUGGAAUACAGUCCAGUUCAGGUACAGGAUAAAGAGCUUAAACGGCUAGAUAACCGGAAAGAUGAAGAUGGAAUGGCUUGAUCACCAUAGUGGUGAACAGAAGAGAACUGUUUAGCUCAUAUAAUGAGCUCAUUGUGUGAGAACACAUGUAUUCAGAUUUAUAUCUUCAUUGCCAUUGUGUGUGAUAAUCUCCUUGGAGGAAAUGGAUAGUGGUGAAAGUGAUUAAUUCCUGGAAAGUGUUACAGGAAAUGUGGAAGAACAGUUUUCAAAGAAGUAUCUUCCUUGUUAAUAUAAGAUUGCUGUUUGUUGUAAUGCAUUUAGUAUUUAUGCUAUGCCCAGAACUGUGAAGAAUUUUGUACACGAUAAUAACAAAUUACUAGUAGGAGAAAGAAGUCUGUCAUUGCACAAAGAAUUUGUGAAACUCAUUUAUUUAUAUUUAUUGCCUUUGUAAUUGUGAAGCAGCACUUUGCUGUGUGGCUAUGCUGUAAAUAAACUUUUGUGAGUUUUUUAUUGUACUAUUUUUAUAGUUGUACAAAAUAAAAACAACAAUCACCCA
This is a messenger RNA of Schistocerca gregaria, 1360 nucleotides long. It is a transcript of the gene Prip, whose product is annotated as aquaporin AQPAe.a. The coding region runs from base 70 to 885 and encodes 271 amino acids. Gene Ontology annotation, cellular component: plasma membrane. The record is from RefSeq and is a predicted model, not a curated record. Lineage: Eukaryota; Metazoa; Arthropoda; Insecta; Orthoptera; Acrididae. Gene Ontology annotation, biological process: transmembrane transport. Gene Ontology annotation, molecular function: water channel activity. The transcript has 7 exons.